UCGUUCUUUACUUCAGCCCUCCAGCGCGAGCUGCGUCAUUCCUCCUAGUCCCAUCACAUCUUCUGCAUUCGUACGCCUCCUAUUCUCUCCGGUUACCGCGAUUAGCUUCAGGCCUGUCUCGUUCUUGCACGCUCAGCUUCGGAUUCUCCGACGUUUUGUUUCCCCUUUUUAUUACGAAUCCGUUCUCUACAACCACUCAUUUUGCAGAGCUCGCGCAUCCUCACCAUGCUGCUCGAUUCAGCAUCAGUGGCAGCCCUCCCUUCCUCGGCUACUUGCUCCACUUCCUCCGCUCUUAGCUCCACGUCACCCUCCGCGGCCUUCCUCCGCGUACCUCCCCCCUCCGCACCUGCGUCAUGGAUCCGCCCUCGAAUCCAGCCCCAUCACCACUCCCUUCGCUCCACCACCCCUUUUCUUGAUCCGAUCAGUCGCCGCUGUCUGCGCGUAGCCGUGGAUGUGGGCGGCUCCCGCUCCACCGGCGAUCAUCCCGUGUCGCCACGUCAGCAUGACGCUGGGAGUGAAUCCGACGCUUCCGAUGCGUCGGGCGAGCCAGUUGACAUUCAAGCGGCGCAGAUCGGUUCGGAAGCUUCGGGAUCCGACUCGCGUCCGGGUUUGGAUUCGCGUUCUGAGGGUAUCCACGCUGGCGCGACGAACGGCAGCCGUCGAUUUGUGGCCGCAUCCAAUGGAUCCGGCAAGCACGUCUCGAGCGAGAGACCCGUGGAUUCGUGGGCUGCUUCUUCUAACGAGGAUAAGCAGCGCGCGGCGGGAUCGAGCGAUUGGGUUUCCCCAGCGAAGCCCAAGGAUCAAGAUCGAUCCAACGGACUUGGAAUAGGAGUGACAGACCUAGCAGCAGGCUUCAUCGUGUGCGCGGGCGUGGCAGCGAUGGCCUUCACAGGGUUCAAGCGCCAGGCGCGCCUCGCGCCAUCUGUGCAGCAUCAGCCCCCUGCCACUACUGUCGUCGUCACCACCACUGCAGUUGCCAACUCAGUAGCUACCCCAGCCACUACUCCUCGCAUUACUCCAGUCGCCGUUCCAGAUGCCAAGCCAGCAGCAGUAGUUGCAGCCCCGGCUGACGUGGCGCAGUCGUCGUCCAAUGAGAACACCUCUGACGUGGAAGCUGCUGCUGCUGCAGAUUCUGCUGCAGGUGCACCUACCCUGGCUGCAAUUGCACCAGAUGGCACCUUCACUACUGUGAAGGACACGACGGUUGCUCCUCACCAGCCUUCUGCUGGUGUUGUUUCCUCCGACGUGGCUUCGGAUGCUGCGUCCCUGUCUGUUGCUGACAAGCCUGCACGUGGCACAGAGGAUAAGGCCCCUGGUCCAGCCAGAGCAGCGGCGGAGGAUUCUGUGACGGCUGCUGCUGAGUAUAAACCAGUUGAGGCAGCGGCGGCGGCGGCGGCGACACCUGAAACAGCACCAGUUGAAGCAGCAGCGCUUGAAGCAGCAGCGCUUGAAGCAGCAGCACUUGAAGCAGCAGCUGUUGCAGCACCAGCGGCGCCGGGUGAAGCAGCACUAAGUACUGCUGUGGAAGCACAAGAGCUUAUGGGAACCACGGCGAAUGCAACAGCUGCAGAUACGACUACUGCACCGGUGUCGUCUGUCGCCCCUGCAGCCACUCUGCAACACCCUCAGAAGGAACCCUCUGCUUCUAUGCCGCUGCCUGUGCCUGUUCGUGUGCCCGUGCCGGUGGUUGUGACUGCGAGUGCGGUGGAUGUGGUGGAAGUGGUAGACGCAGAAGCUCUCAGGAGCACGGAGGUGGGAGCGAGUUCUCAGGAGCCAAGCAUGGCUGCGAAGGCGGAUCUCUUGCAGAUAGGGGAGAAGGGAGGCGAGCAGACGCACGAGGGAAGUGCAAUCACGCCAAGGGGCAAGCCGGUGGGCAAGAGGGAGACAACUCCGGAUGCACCUGCUGCUGCUGCUGCUGCUGUUCCUGCAGCUGAUGGCAACCCUGCUUCUCCUGCUGCUGGUCUUGCUGCUGCUGCCGCUGAUGGUGCCGGUGCUGCUGGUGCUGCUGAUGCGAGUAGUGAUCACGCCCCUGUGGUGACAGCAGGUGGAUCGUUGGAGUCUGUUGCAAAGGCGGACGUGCCAAGCCUAGAGGCGCAAGUGGAGUCGAUUGCUUUCGAUGUGGCGUCUUUCGUCAGUGCUGCUCCUGCUGCUGAUGCAGCAGCAGCUGCUGCAGUUGAUGCUGCUGCUGCUCUCGCUGAUGCCAGUGCUGCUACCAGUGCUGUUGCCACCACCUCCGUACUGCCCGCAUCGACAAAGCACGACGUACCUGAGUUGCUUGCUACAGAAGAUUCUGCCCCCUUGCAAUCGGCCUCAGCAGCCACCCCUGUCUCGACUCCGGCUGAUGAGUCUUCCGAUGCUUCUUCUUCUGCGCCUUCUCUUGCCUCUGUGCACACUGCUACGGCUGACAAGCCUGCUGUGGGUUCCACGCCUGUGCAGCCAGAGCCUGCCAUACUGGCUGAGUCUGCUCCACUGCUGGUCGUAACAGCAGAGGCAGCACCUACAGCAGAAGCAGCACCGCCUACAGCUGUAGCAUCGCCGACAGCAGCAACUUCAGCUACGGUUGUUCCAGCAGCAGCUGUGGAAUCAGCAGUGUUUGAGGAAGCAGCGGUGGGACCAGCAGCAGGAGAUGAGGCAGAAUUGGCAGCACUGCCAGUGGUGGUAGGGGAGAUGGAGGAGUCAGAAGCGGUGGAGAAGCUGACACCGUUCGAGGACGUUGCGGAGAAGGGAGAGGCGCCUGUGGAACAACAGCUCCAGGCAGCACCGGUGGCAGCAGCUGCAGCAGCAGCACCAGACACGGCAGCAGCAGCGCCUGCAGCAGCACCCGCAGCAGCACCCGCAGCAGCACCCGCAGCAGCACCGGCAGAAGCACCCCCAGCAGCAGCAGCAGCGGCGAGAGGAGACACAGAAGCUGUACAAGCAGCUUCAGCAGUGACUGCUGCAGCUGCUGCUGCUGAAGGGCAGAGCGGGGAGCAGGAGAAAGAUGUCCCGUUGGCGAGGCAGGGAAGAGCAGUGAGUGCGGUGGUGGGCGGUGUGAAGGAGUGGUGGGAGAGGGUUGCAGCGAGCGGGUUCGUGCCUGCUCCUGUCAGUGCUGUCACCAAUAAGCUGCUAGCCGGUGCUGGUGCAGGCAGUGGAAGUCAGAACCAGCAGCAGCAGCAGCAGCAGCAGCAGCAGCAGCAGCAGGGGAUAGGGGCAGGGCAGAGGGUGGUGGUGAGAGCAGCCGCGGAUCCAGGGCAGCAGCAGGCCGUACAGGACCUGCAUAUUCUCGGGGUGAUUGAAGGCCACGUGGACGCGUCAGGCAUCUGCAGUCGAAGGGAGUUUGCCCGAUGGCUGGUCAACGCCUCCAACGCCCUCGCCAGUGAACCCGCGCAUCGAGUGCAGCCAGCCAUGUACAUAGACGGCCUUUCCGCGCCCGCCUUUGACGACGUGGGCCCACAAGACCCCGACUAUGCCGCCAUCCAAGGUCUAGCUGAGGCAGGUCUCAUCUCCAGCAAGCUCUCGUUCACAGAUCUUGCCUGCCCCCGCGCUGCAAACGCUGCAAGCACCUCUGCAUCUGCUGCCUCCUCUGCUGCUGCAACUUCUCCUGAGUCCGCCGUUUUGCCCGCUCGCCCGGGUUGCAACAGUGGCAGUGGCGCCCUCUUCCACCCUGACAGUCCCCUGAGUCGUCAGGAUCUGGUGUCAUGGAAGGCGGCGCUUGACUCCGUGCUGCAGCCACAGGAUGUGUCGCUGCUGGCCCACCUCAGCACCCAGCCCGCGCCAUUCAUUGACAUGGAUCGAAUCGAACCCGACGCACUCCCAGCUGUGCUACUAGAUGCAGCAAAGCGCGAUCACAGCAGCAGCAGCAAUAGCAUUGUCACCACAGCGUUUGGCUUCACCCGUCGCUUCGACCCGCACAAGCCCGUGACCCGCGGCCAGGCAGCAAUCGCCCUGGCCACAGCCGGGGAGGGCGGGGAGAGAGUGAGUGAGGCCGUGGGGCGAGCGAGAGUGGAGCGGGCGGCUGCUGCUGCGCUGGAAGCGGCCCAGGCGGAGGCGGAGAGGAGGGAGAGGGAGGAGGUGCGGGAGAGUGUGGGGAGGGACGAACGUGUGGGGGAGGAGAGGAGGGUUAGGGAGGCGGUUGAGGAGGUGGCAGGGGUGCUGCAGAGGACUGCGGAGAGGGUUGAACGGGAGAUGGAGCAGGAGAAGGCGUCGAUCCAUCACCUGCAGUCAAAGGUUCAGGAGCAGCAGCAGCAGGCGGAGAGGGAGAGGCAGCAGCAGCAGCAGGCAGCCCUAGCCCUGCAGCAACAAGUGCAGCAGGAGAGGCAUGCAGUGCGGCAGCAGUGGGAGGAAGUACAGGCCAUGCUGGGGCAGGCAGAGGAGGCAGCGGAGCGAGCUAGGGCGAGAGAGAGGGACGUGCAAGGGGAGAAGGAAGCUCUUCAGAGGGCCAGGGCGGAGGCGGAGGCGGAGCUGGUGCUGGUGAGGGCGGCGAGUGAGAGGGUGCAGCAGGCGUGGCGGGAGGUGGUGGAGCGGGAGAGGGAGGUGCGGGGGAGGGAGGAGCAGGAGAGGGAGAGGCGGCAGGAGUUGGAGGAGAAGCAGUAUCUGCUGAUGGAAAAGAGGGAGAACCAGGAGCAGGAGCAGGAGCAGGAGCAGCAGGGGUGGGAGGGGAAGCAAGCAAGGGCAGAAGAAGCAGAGGUGGCAGUGGACAUGAGCACGGCACCUGACACUGAUUCAACCACCCCUGCUGGCGGCCUUGCCAGUUUCAUCGGUCGCAUCAUAUCCCUCUCGCCCUUCUCCCGCUCCCACCCUCCCCUGGAAGCCACGCCUCCCUCCGUGGCUGCGCCUGUUGCUGUGGGCCCGAGUGAGUGGGGGAUGAAGGUAGCAGCAGAAGCUGCGCAUGCCACCACGCCUGCCCCUGCUGAGGGAACCAAUCCCACUGCCGCCGACAGAACCAAUGUGAGCGCUUCUGGGGAUGCAAAGGAUUUGGGAGUGCACGAUAUGGCCGUGAAAGCACGUCCGGGGCUCCCGGGCCUCCAAGCAGAGGUGUUGGAUCCCCAGGCCUGGAAGGCGCGUGCUUCGGACCUGGUGCAGCCGCUGGGGGAGAGAGCGCGGGAGGCAGUGAGAGCUGCGGAGAGGGGGAUCGUGAAGGUGGGGGAGAGGAUGGAGGGGUUUAAGGAGCAGGUGAAGGUGAGUCAGAUGGAAUUGGAUCUCAGCAGAGCCGUGGGAGAGGCGGGAAAGUGGGCAGGGAAAGUGGUGGAGGAGGGGAGGAGGGUGGUGGAGGGAGGGGCUAAGACCGUGGAAGGUGCAGGGGGAGCGGCCAGGGAAAGGGUUGGAGGGAUGGUGAACGCGAGUGGGAGAAAAAUGGAAGAGGUGGUUAUGGCAGGGGGUAGGAAAGUGGAGGAGAUGGUUGGCGUGGGGGGGAAGGCAAUUGAGGAGGUUAAAGGGAGAGUGGAUGAUUCUUUGGUGCAGCUAAGGGUCAAGGCGGAGGAGGCAUGGGGGAAGGUGGCAGGUAGUAGGGGGGAGGGCGGUCGGAGGGGGAACAGUGGGAGUGCAAGCUAGAUACGAAGAGGCUGCACUGUUAAGAUGGGGAUGGUCACUGUGAGAAGAGCGCAUAUGGGUUCAGUGGGUGUGUGCGUGGUGUUGGGGUGAGGGGGAGGGAAGAGAAGGAGGGGGGGGGGAUGCACAAGCAGCAUGUGAGUGUGGUGAGUGUGCUUGGUAUUUUCUUAGUGGACUUCGUGUACUUCGAUGGAUUUUCGCGGGUCUGCUGCUUGCAAUAGUGGCGGGUUUAGAACGACCUAAUAGAGCAGAAUAAAUGCGCAUGUCAAAUUAUUAAACUUAUGGUCUGAGUGGCUUCUGUUUGCUUCCAUGCUUGUUCCUUGGGGUUGAGUCAAAUUUGUGGUG
Messenger RNA from Closterium sp. NIES-67, 5871 nucleotides. Lineage: Eukaryota; Viridiplantae; Streptophyta; Zygnematophyceae; Desmidiales; Closteriaceae. The record is from the annotation of a GenBank genome assembly.